UCUCAUUUGAAACAAUUUGUUGUGGUCCUCCUCUUCCUCGCUAAAACCAGGCUGGGUGCUGCCCAUCUGUUUGUUUUUCCCCUGGUGGUCAGAUUUUUGUGCAGCUACAGAAAAUGAAGAAGUUUUUCGAUGACAUUAAGAAAGACAUCAAAUUUAAAUCCGCGGGACCCGGGAAGAAACUAACGGAAGACACCAGUGCCAAGCCUGAGGUGGUGCAGGGCAGAUCCAGUGUCAAGCACGAUCGACAUGCCCCCAGUGAAGGAGCCCAGAGGGCUGGAGCUGCAGCCUUGGCCAGGAUUGAACAGCAUCAGAAGCCGAAGGUUCACACCUCCCAGGACGCCAUUAGGACCCAGGUAAAAAGAGAACUCGAGGCCGAGGCAGCUGCACUUGCUGAAAAAGAAAAGGAGGCAGCUGCAGCAGAGGGCUCCAAAGUGCCAGUGAAAGAUCCCACCCUUCUCUCAGUAUCGGGCGUCUAUUUCAUCUGUCCACUAACUGGAGCCACAUUAACCAAGAGCGAGAGGGAAGUACACAUUAAAGAGGCCAUUUUAAUGCGGUUUGAGGAAGAUGAAGUCGAGGCGUCGGUUAUGAUGAUGCACACAUUUAACAAAGACAGAGAGAAAGUGAAGGCUGCUGUGGACAUCAUAAGCAAAUAUGUUGAAAAUAUAUGCAAGAACCCCACAGAAGAGAAAUACAGGAAAAUUAAACUCAGCAACAAAGUGUUCCAGGAGAAAGUAAAGUCUGUGGAGGGCAGCAGGGAGUUCCUGCAGGCUCUGGGCUUUACAAGUGUGAUGCUUCCCAUAGAGGGCCAAGAGGAGGAAGAGGAGUUCCUGGUUUUGCCAGAGCAGAGCCCCGAUGCGCUGGAGCUGAUGAAGGAGAGGAGGGAUCGUCUUCAGAGAGGCGAGCCGGUCAGAGCGCAGCUGGACAGGCAGCCUCAAGCUUUCAGGCCGUCUCCUAACGCUCAACGCUUUGAGCUGCCGCCAGAGUUCUACAACCUGACAGCGGAGGAGCUCAAAAGGGAGCAACAGCAGAGGAGUGAGUUAGUAGAGAAGAACGCCAUGCUGCGCACUAAAGCCAUGAGGGAGAAAGAGGAACAGAGGGAGAGGAGGAAAUACAACUACACCCUGCUCAGGGUGAGACUACCUGAUGGAAACCUGCUACAAGGAACAUUUUAUGCCUGGGACCGGAUGCCUGUGCUGUUUUCAUUCAUGCGGGAGUCUCUGGUAGACGGUUGGCAGCCCUUUGAACUGAUUGCUCCUGGAGGUCAAAAACUACAAGAAUCUGAAGACAUUGCUCUCGCAGAGUGCAACUUGGUCCCUGCUGCGCUGCUCACGUUUGCCUGGGAUGCAGCUGUGCAGGCUGAUAUUGCAGCUGCAGGUGGAAAGAGCCCCACUCUCCUCAAACCGGAACUGCUGGAAAACAUUCGGAGCCUGAGCUGAGCAGGAGUACUCUCUCCCGAACCCUCCCCUCUACCUCCCUCUUUCCUCUCACACUACUGGGGUGAAUUCGGCCCUUUACUAGUGACACAUUUAUUUUUGCAAACUCUAACCUAAGUCGGUAGCAGUGAUAGAUUAGGGGCAAUGUUACCCUAAUAUAUUUGUUGGGCUGAGCAUAAUCUCCCCAUGGGGAUGAGGUCACAACACAGCCUGCUUCAGCAGGACAUGUUGAAGGAAGCACUGCUGACAGAUGGAAAGAGAAAGCAGGAGCACGUGGUUGUUUUGCAUCCCGAAUGUACAUGCUGUGUAGUAAACAGACUCUGCAGCUGCAGUCUUUCCUGUUCUACCCAAGUCAGUCAGGUAGAGUUUUCAAAGCAUGUUGAGACCCUGUUUUAACUGUGUCACCACUUCCUCCCCUUUAGAAAAAAAUAAAUAGCAAAGACCGUUCAAGAUACAGUUGUUGAAUCACGUUAAGUAUCUCAGCUCCUUCAGCGGCUCCUGUGAUUUUGGUUUUUUUUAAGGCUGCUGGGUGUCAGUGCACUGGCUUUACUUCAGACUUGAAAUGCUCUGUGCUUUGUUUGGCGGUGUUCGAGAUUAGCUCAGUGUAGUCUGUUAACUGAUUUGAUGUGAUACGAGUCUGGCUUUAUUGCUGAAAACAUACAUAAGCUUCUGUUGCCCUUUUGUCCUCUGCUCCGGAGCGGCCUUGAACUCCUUGGUGUUACAACACAGACUGUCUUUUGUUGUUGCUUCAGUAUGAGCAUGAGCCUAAAUCAGAAUUCAUAAAUCAAAGUUUUUAUUUUGGAUAAUUUUGAAAUUUAUGUUGAGAUAAAACAGAGGGGUAACUUAAAAAUAAUUAAAAGAUGAGGCCCAUAUAUAUAGUUUUAUAAUUGUGUCAGCCAUGUGGUGACAAUGUGAAGGCAAUUCUAGUACUGGAAUCAAGUAUUUUGUAAGUUUGUAACAAUGAAGGAUAUUUUGGGGAGUAGGGAGGGGCCUAAACACCUCUACUAUUACAUUGUUCACACUUAAAUGAUUAAUGUUUGAAUUUUAUGUUGAAGCUUUAUGUAACCAACUCCACCCUGGCAUGGAGAUGGCCAAAUUUCUGGCAGCAUGGAUUUCUGUUGUAUUGAAAAUGGUGGUUAAUUAUUUUUUGUAUUUGUUUGCAUCAAACACUUAUUUUUCUCCACAUAAAAAUGUUCUGAGUACAUGAAAACACCUCAAAACACCAAUUGUCCGAACUGAAUCCAGUGACAACUCAAGUUACAAAAGAGACUGAAGUUUCAAAGUUUAUUCAAGCUGCAUAUGUUUAUUUUGGUUGUGAUUUUGCUGUACAUGAGCAUUUACCAAGUAGAACUUUAAAACCUAAUUACUUUCUCCUUGUAGUGGUUGGUUAAAUGACAACAGCCUACCUCUUACCAUUUCCAUGCAUCACAAGGGAAAUGUACACAAUUAUGUAACAUCAGUCUAAGGUUAGGGGAUACUGUCUUUUCCCCUCUUAUGUUGCUAAUAAUGGUCAGUUGCACACUGAACACACAAAUUAGAACUGGGUGAUGGGGAAACAAACUGAUGUCCACUAUUUCAUUCACAGCCCAGGUUGAAUCAGCCAAAAGAAACAUUUCUGCAGUCUAACACUUGUCCACAGGUAUUGCAUAAAAGGGAUGUAGAUCUUUCAUUAGCACCAUAACAGUAUGAAAAAUUAAGUGAGCAGUUGUGAUCUGUCCAGAUGUUUCCUUCCGAGUGGUGUUCUGUUGCUUUAAGCUGCCUGUAAUAACGAUCGCUUGCAAAGCCUCUUCACUUUUAACAAACAGAAGUCUGUUUAAAAAAAUAAAUAAAAGUUGUCUUUGGAAUA
Molecule: messenger RNA, 3279 nt
Organism: Neolamprologus brichardi
Lineage: Eukaryota; Metazoa; Chordata; Actinopteri; Cichliformes; Cichlidae
Gene: ubxn6
Product: UBX domain protein 6
Cellular component (GO): cytoplasm
Molecular function (GO): protein binding
Source: RefSeq, a predicted model, not a curated record